GCUCGGUGACGUCAUCACAGAGCGCCCAGCCGCCAGGGCGUGUGGAGACGCGAUGCUGAGCCGGCUCCAGGAGCUGCGCAAGGAGGAGGAGACGCUGCUCCGGUUGAAGGCGGCACUGCACGACCAGCUGAACCGGCUCAAGGUUGAAGAAUUGGCCCUCCAAUCAAUGAUUAGUUCUAGAAGAGAGAAUGAGAUGCCGUCUUCUCCAGCUGCACAGGAACAGUCACAUGAUCAGAUGGUGGUGCAUGUAGACAAUGAAGCAUCAAUCAACCAAACUGCACUGGAGUUGAGCACAAGGAGCCAUGCACCAGAAGAGGAGGAGGAGGAGGAGGAAGAAGAAUCAGAUUCGUGAAGUGGGGAAAGAGCCAGGGUUAGUUACACAAAUUAAAUUUCUAAGUCGCAGAAACUUUCUCUCUAAAGUAUUCUUGCCCUGGGCCCUAUGGCCUGCUUUAAAAGGAAGCAAGACCUUUAGGAGGAUGUGUAUAAUAAUACAAGUUUCAGAAUGCUUUAACAAAAAUUAGUGACAUAUAGAAAAGCAAAGAUGCAUUGUCUUUGCAUUGAGCAAUAUGGGUGGUGCCGUGUCUGUAUUCUGGUCAGAUCCAGUAGUUGUGUUCAAAACAGAAGAUUUCCUCUGAAAUGCUAUUGAGCAAGUCUGGCAUUUGCCAAAAGGGCAGAGUGUAAGUACAAGGCAGCCUUUUCAAUCAACAAUGCCUCUUUUAAGCAAACCAAUUAAAGGCUGUUUGCAUACCAUUGAACGCUUGUAAACAUAGCCAAAGUCUAGGAGAGAAAGAUGACAAGGAGGACAGAACACCACUUGAGAGCACCAGAUGUUGCCACCUCUCAGUGACAUCGCAACAUACUGCCACUACGGACUGUUUUGUGUGGCUGUAAUCACUUCUAGGUUGAGACAUCACAAUGAUAAAAUGUGCAUAGAAAUAAACUGUAGAUGAGUAGCCGUCAUGCGGCUAGCUGGUUUCCAGAUAGCAAUAGGGAAGCGGAUCAGUCCCUCUAGGGAAAACAGGACAGCCAGCAGGAUGGUUUAAAACCCAUUUCUGAACUUCGGAAGAAAUGUGCUGUUAAGAAGGAAUCACUAUGCUUGGGAGAUUGGAUUAUUAUAAUAAAGAGAUGUUAGUUACAGAAAAAGUGUUUGUUAAAACUUA
Molecule: messenger RNA, 1160 nt
Organism: Myotis brandtii (Brandt's bat)
Lineage: Eukaryota; Metazoa; Chordata; Mammalia; Chiroptera; Vespertilionidae
Gene: SNAPC5
Product: small nuclear RNA activating complex, polypeptide 5, 19kDa
Exons: 3
Coding region: 53-352 (99 amino acids)
Biological process (GO): transcription initiation at RNA polymerase III promoter; transcription by RNA polymerase II
Cellular component (GO): nucleus
Source: RefSeq, a predicted model, not a curated record